Penicillium digitatum Pd1 is the source of this 3924-nucleotide messenger RNA. The record is from RefSeq and is a predicted model, not a curated record. NCBI's taxonomy places the organism in Eukaryota, Fungi, Ascomycota, Eurotiomycetes, Eurotiales, Aspergillaceae.
AUGGCGCCUCGACUCAACCUUUUCACAGCCAACAAGGCCGUAUCGGCCCUGCGCCAAUCCACCACUCCCGCACUGUCCUCUCCCCGAAGCAUCGCCAGCCCCGUUCGAUUCCGUGCCGUCCAGUCACUACCGAUUCAACGCCGAUGGAGCUCUUCGCGCGAGGGCUCGAAGAAGGUCGAGCCCCAGCCCGACCAGCAGACUUUCCCGACUGCCGAUCAGCUGCCUGAUGUCACCGAGGAGGCCAACGAGAUAUCCCGAAUUAUGGAUAAGGAAAAGCGCUGUGAUGGUAUUCCUUCUACCCCGGAGUUAGACCAAGGGACGCCUGUUGAGGAGAUCCUCAGCCGCGAUGCGGAUGCGAUGAAGCAUAUGCCGAAGGUUAUGCGGGAUGCACUCAAGAAGUCCAGUGGCUCGCGCUCGUUUUCGACUUCCGCUCGGAGCCUGAUGAACGAUCUGCAGGGCGUUGAGCCUAACAAGGAGGCUAACCUUAUUCCUAAUGUGCCUGGGCUCGAGGGCGCUAGUGAUGAGGCUGCUGCUGCCCUUGCCAGUAUGAUUGAGCAGGUGCAGGGUCAGGCUCUUGAGGAGAACCCUGGGCUUAAAUUCGAUCCGCCUGCCGUCCCCGAGGACCUGAAGACGUUGAACUUCCGCAAGCGCUACGACACCAUGCAGGAUCAGUUCACGAAGAUGAUGAUGGAGAGCGGGAAACUGGCUAAGGCGCAGAAGAACAUGGCUCUCAUUCUAGAUCACCUUCGCACCGCCUCUCCUCCCCAGAUUAACCCUCGUCGCCGUCUCCUCGGAGCUCCUCCAGCAUCUCAGCUUCCCCUCGACCCCGUCCUCUACCUCACUCUCGUCGUCGACUCCGUGGCUCCUCUCUUCCGAAUUCGUCAGCAGAAGGGUAUCGCCGGCGGUGGUACUGCCGUGCAGAUCCCUCACCCACUGACUCUGCGUCAGCGUCGCCGUACCGCAAUCAAGUGGAUUCUUGAUGCGUCGGAAAAGCGACGUGAUGCGCUGUUUUCGAAUCGUGUUGCGGCUGAGGUGGUGGCCGUUGCCGAGGGUCGUAGCGGUGUGUGGGAGAAGAGGGACCAGCAGCACAAGAUUGAACUUGUCGAGUACAACCCUGCCUCCCACCCAGCUCCCACAAACGCACCGGGCCCCGCUCGCUCGGACCAAUAUCAAACUAGCCCUGGGCGCUUAGACUCUCCUGCAAACUCGCAGCCGCUUGCGGAACUUCAUACAGGUGCUGGAGAAUCGCAAGAGAAGACCUUAGAGUCUGUCCAGCCGCAGGGCUCUCGUCUUCGGUUCUGGGUUGAGGCUCUCCGACGUCGCGCUCACAACGCAUCGCAAGGGAACGGCGGUCCUGACUCUAAAGCCAAGAUGAAGUUCUCGCAUAGUAUUCAGUUUAAUGCUGUGCCCGAUUGGAGCUCGAACUACAUCGCGUACAGCAAUUUGAAGAAAUUGAUCUACACCCUUGAGAAACAGGUCAAUCGCAUUGAGGGCCCGUCCACCACAGAUGUAGAGUCUGCUCCGCUUCUGGGUGCUCAGCCGAGUAACCCAGAUGCAAUCUUUAAACGGGCUCUUGGUGUUGAAAUGGAUAAGAUCUGUUCCUUUUAUCAGAAGAAGGAGGCGGAGAUUUUUGAACUCGCGGGUGAGCUCACAAAAGACGCCGAUGUAUAUCUUUCCGAGACGGACGGUGUGAAUAUGGACCCCGUCAGUGAGACAAUCAUCAAGGCAAGCUCCCGUCGCAACGGCAAUACCUCGAUCCCGCGCCGGCGGUCCAGUGCUGCGAGCAAUGACUCGCUGGCGGACGAUGAAGGAGACGGUGGUGAUAGCGACGAUGACCGGUCCCGGACGACCUUCCCAAAACGCCGGAGAUUGCUGCAGUCGAUCGAUGGCGAGUCUGGCAUGGACGAGCCAUACGGUGAUCUGGUAGACUCCUCCUAUUUUGGACAGUCGACUACCCGAGAUCCGCACGAGUCGCACUUCAAUGACGAGGACUUCCUCGCUCUUUACAAUACUGGUAUAUCGUUGAAAAAGCGCUUGAUCGAAUGCUAUGUCUCACUCUGCGAACUUCGCUCCUUUAUCGAGCUGAACAAGACCGGCUUUGCCAAGGCCCUGAAGAAGUAUGACAAGACCUUGGACCGCAGCCUGCGUCGAGAUUAUCUAGCUUCUGUUGUCUAUCCCGCGCCCCCCUUCACUGACGGCACUAUGGCUGGAAUCGAUCGCCAUAUUGAGAACGUGGAGGGUGCGUAUGCGGGCAUCGUCACGAAAAACAACAGGCAGUUCGCUAGACGCGAGCUACGUCUGCACCUGCGUGAGCAUGUCGUCUGGGAGCGGAACACCGUCUGGCGUGAGAUGAUCGAAAUUGAACGCCGUGCACAGGCUGCUAAUGUUGGUAUUCGCCGGACCCUCUUGGGCGGCGAUGAGGACCCGGCCACUGCGCGACGCCAGGGUGACAAGAACGAGAUCCGCACUCAGGAGAUGUCAACGCCGCUUGGUCGGUUCCAGUUCCCGUCAUGGCUCUGCAGCUUGAGCUUUGGUACGCUCGUAUUUAGUAUCGCUCUCUUCGGCGCAAUGCUUUCCAUGAACAUAAUGGACACUCCCGAGCAACAGAAUUGCUUGGCUAUGUUGGUCCUCGUUAGUAUCUUGUGGGCCACUGAGGCUAUCCCGCUGUUCGUCACUUCGCUUCUUAUCCCAUUCCUGGUCGUGACUCUAGGCAUCAUGCGGUCAGACGAGGAGCCUCCUAUGCGGUUGGGACCCAAGGAAUCAGUCGGCAAGGUGUUCUCAGCGAUGUGGACUCCUGUGAUUAUGUUGCUCCUAGGUGGCUUCUCAAUAGCAGCGGCGCUGUCCAAAUACGAUGUCGCACGGCGCAUGGCCACAUUCGUGCUAAGCAAAGCUGGAUCAAAGCCAUCUGUGAUGCUAUUGACCAACAUGUUUGUGAGCAUGUUCCUUAGCAUGUGGAUCAGCAAUGUUGCAUCUCCCGUGCUCUGCUAUUCGAUCAUCCAGCCUUUGCUGCGCAACAUGCCUCCCGAGUCAGACUUUGCCAAGGCACUCGUGUUAGGGAUCGCCCUAGCUGCCAAUGUCGGUGGUGCAGCGUCUCCAAUUGCAUCGCCGCAGAACAUCAUUGCCCUCCAGAACAUGCAACCGAACAUCAGCUGGGGCACAUGGUUUUUCAUCGCACUGCCCGUCUGCAUCAUCUCCAUACUCCUCAUCUGGGUUCUGCUGCUGGUAACAUUCCGCCCGGGCCGUAACGCAACCGUGAUGCCCAUCCGCCCCGUCAAGGAUCGCUGGACCGGCAUGCAGUACUUUGUCAGCAUCGUCACCCUCCUAACAAUUGUCCUCUGGUGCUUCAGCCACCAGCUAGAACACAUUUUCGGCGACAUGGGUGUCAUCGCCAUCAUCCCUCUAGUCCUCUUCUUCGGUACCGGAAUCCUCAAUAAAGAAGACUUCAACAAUUUCCUCUGGACAAUCAUCAUCCUCGCCGCCGGUGGUUUGUGUCUCGGCAAGGCGGUCACUUCAUCCGGCUUGCUGCACACAAUCGCCAUGGGAAUCACCGCCCGCGUCGAGAACCUCAGUUUAUACGGCGUCCUCUUGGUCUUCUGUUCUCUCAUCCUUGUCAUGGCAACCUUUAUCUCACACACCGUCGCCGCCCUUAUCAUCCUCCCGCUUGUCCGCCAGAUCGGCGUUAGCAUGGAAAACCCUCAUCCGAACUUGUUGGUCAUGGCCAGUGCAUUGAUGUGCUCUGUUGCCAUGGCUUUGCCAACCAGUGGAUUCCCUAAUAUGACUGCUAUCAUGACCGAAGUACCCCAGACAGGCCAGCGAUAUCUCCAAGUCCGCCAUUUCCUCACUCGCGGCAUCCCGGCCAGUCUCAUGUCGUUUGCGGUAAUUGUGACUAUUGGAUAUGGACUGAUGUACAUUGCGGGACUGUAG